Messenger RNA from Dujonia railenensis, 1752 nucleotides. NCBI's taxonomy places the organism in Eukaryota, Fungi, Ascomycota, Pichiomycetes, Serinales, Debaryomycetaceae. The record is from the annotation of a GenBank genome assembly.
AUGUUGACUAGGCCCUUUUUUCGACCUGUAUCGACAAGGAGAUGGAGCAGCUCCAUAGCCGGUAAGUUAGUGGGCCGUGACUUGACACCUACUAUCCCCACACUCAACAUCAACUCAGAGCUUCCCUCUGACCUAUCUUCCAUUUCCACACAUGAGCUUUUCACCAAAACAGGAUUUUUCUUCCAUCCCAGGCCAGGUCUUGUCCAUUGGCUCCCGAUUGGACUUAUGAUUCUACAUAAGGUUGAGGCUGUGACCAGGUCCAGAAUGCUGGAGAUAAAGGGUCAGGAGGUGAGCCUACUGACGUUGUCUUCCAAAUCACUCUGGGAGAAGACAGGCAGGUGGUCCAACACCGAGCUCUUCAAGCUCAAGGAUACGAGCGGGAAAGAUGAAUACUGCCUAGUGGCCACCUGUGAGGAAGAAAUCACUGCCCUAGUGAAGCACAAUCUCAAAUCCUACAAGGACUUGCCUCUAUUGUACUUCCAAAUAGGCAAGAAGUACAGAGAUGAGCGCAGACCAAGACUGGGACUUCUCAGAGGCAAGGAGUUCAUCAUGAAAGAUGCUUAUCUGUUUGAUGUCAGCGAGAAGGAUGCCAUGGAGACCUAUGAGAAAGUGGUUGGAGCCUAUUACAAGAUUUUCCAGGACUUGAAGAUCCCGUUCGUCAAGGCCGAUGCUGACACAGGAGACAUUGGGGGUUCCUUGUCCCACGAGUGGCAUUAUCUACACAAGACUGCAGGCGAGGACACGUUGUUCACCUGUGACAGCUGCGGUAAUAGCUCCAACUUGGAAAAGACGCUGAGUUACCCCGAGGAAGUCAGCAAAGGCGAAGAGGUGAGCGUGGAGUAUUUUGUCACCUCCGACGAGAGCACUCUAGUCUGCGCAUACUACCCCCUGAAUCGAGUACUUGAGCCAGGAUUACUCAAGUCUAAUGUGCCAGAUAUCAACUUGAACAAGAAGGAAGGUGCACACGACGAAGACAUUCUUUCAGGGUUUAGAGACGAAGAGGCGUUGAUGACAAAGAAGGUCAUCAGGGUAAUGGAUUCCAGGCUAGAUCACACAUCCAGGUUACCUGAUUUCCCUGUUCCCUUUGUAAAUCGUUCAUUUAUAACAACCAUGUUCGACACACCAAUCGUGAGUGCUCAAGAGGGAGAGAUUUGUGGAGAAUGUGAGGAUGGGAAGUUACAAAGUCAUAGGGCAAUUGAGGUUGGCCAUACAUUCUACUUGGGAGACAAGUACUCCACUCCAUUAGGGUUGGAAGUAGAGACUGCUGCCGGUAAGAAGCCGGUGGUCAUGGGAUGUUACGGGAUUGGUGUCAGCAGAAUCAUUGCAGCAAUUGGGGAAAUCUUGAGGGACUCCAAGGGGUUCAAAUGGCCGGCAAUUAUAGCACCGUGGCACGUCACCGUGAUUGAAGCAGGUAAGACGAACAGAAUGGCAGAAACUGAAGGUGCUGCUUCUUCGUUAGCAGAUAUUCAAUACAGAUGGGAUGACAGAGAUGGGGUCAGACUUGGAAGAAAAGUGCGCGAUUCCAACCUCAUUGGAAUCCCAUUGACGAUGAUUAUCGGGAAGCUGUAUCCUCAAGUUGAGAUAGAAGUCAGAGGAGAGAAGUUUGGAGAAGAAUGGAGAAAGGUGUGGGAUGAAAGGCACCAAGAGCUUGCAUGGGAGGUGGUAGAGGCUGAAGAAGAUAAGCCAGAGAAGCACUUGGUUGACAUCAGCAAUGCCUCUAUCGUAAUCAAAGCACUCUUGAACGAUAUGUAG